AUAAGAGGUGUUUCACCGGAUUCUGAUUCACAAUCACACCCCCUUUCACAAUUCCAUCCGAAACAUGAAUCAUGUUGCAAAACAAACAAAACAUUGAGGUUAUGUUUAUUGUUUGCAAAAAUUUUCCAUCCAGUCCAAAAAUAAAGUUUUUUUUUAUGUGAAAUUGCGGGAAAAUAAAAAGAAAAAUGAAUUCAAGGUCUUAUAUAUCCUUCGCUUUGAAUUCACACGAACAAUCAAUCCUUGCGAAUGCCGCGAGAAUUUCCCCACAAGUUAGGGGCCCCACAAUUGGACCAAAUGCCGCAGAUUUGGAUGCUCUCACCGAGGGGCUCAAUGGCAUGGCAAUUGGGGGAAGCACCGGGAAAUCCCCCAAAGAGCAGGAAGAGGAGGAAUCCAAUGACAUUGAGCCAAUGCCAAGAAUCACGACAAACAUCAAGGAGUACAUUGAGGACAUUGCUCGCAUUCGAAAGGUGCAGAGCCUCGAGAAGCAGCGCAAGGAUGCCGUUCAGAAGGAAGUACGUGCACGGCUGAGUCGUCAGCGGAUGCAGCAGAGUGAAUUGGAUGCCAUCUAUGAGGAUGCCCAGAAGAAUUUACAGCGAAAACUCGCUCUUCUGGGUGAAGAAGCAGAACGACGGGUUAAGCAGGCGCUGGAGGAGCAGGAGAAGCUUAAUGAGAUUCAAGAGGAAAAGAUGCGCGAAGCAAUGCUGGCCAAUAGCAAGAGGGUUGACAGUCAGCAAAUGAAGCUGAAGCAAUUCCGGGAGAAGCAGAAGAUGAAUGUGUGCAUUGAGGCACUGCAGAGGGGUCAGGAGAAAUUCGUCAAGUGCUUCGAAACCUUCGCACGGACGCUCAUGAGUAUUGAGAAGGCACAGCUACCCAACUACAUGGCACUCAAUGAGAAAGCCAAGCCCAUGAUGACAACGUACGAGCAGACAAUUAAAUCCAUUGCAGCGGGGAAUAUCACAGAAGGUGCUGUGAAGGUCAUUGAUGGUCUCGUGGAGGAAUUUCAGAAGCUACAGCAGGAGCUUGAGGGGAAGAUUGCAGCGGAUGCCAAGGAAGCGGCAGAGAAGGUGAUCCAACAGGAGGUCCCAAAGGCACCCAAAGAGAAGCCCUCUGUCGAUCAGGUUGACACUGUCCACAAUGUACAGGGACUCAAUCAAUUUAUCAGCCCAGAGGGACAAAAGCAGUACAUAAAGGUGAUGGACUUACUAAUUGGGUACACAAAGGACAUUGAGCCCUUAACAAAGGAUGAAUCACUCAAGAAAUUUCGCUUCAACUGCCAGAAGGCAAUAAAUAUCCCGGUAAAUGCAAUUUCCGGGGUGAGUGCAGCUCAUCUCAAGGAUAAAUAUGACAAAUUAGCUUGCCUCCUAAGCGGUAAUACAGCUCCGUGUGGGGAUGAGCAAAUAAAUGCCGGUGCUCAUCCACUCGGAAAAAAAUUCUGCAUGGUGCUACUGGCGAAAAAGUUUGUAAAUCAGGGUGAUACAAUGGUUGCGAGUAAUCCCAAAGCUGCGUACCCCAUUGCAGCUGUAAUUGUGGCACUCUGGCAGAAAUUCCCUGAUUUUGGUGAUCUCUUUCUGGCACACGCCUACCGGGAAUGUCCGUAUUUAGUGCCGUACUUUAUACCACAAUUUGAGGGGCAAUCUACGGAGGAAUACUACCGCGCAUUGGGCUACAAGACAACCAAUGACACUCAAGAACCACAAGAUAUGUACUUGAAACGCAUGUCCGGUAUUGCACGACUCUAUGCGGCUAUUUUCAUCACAAAACCCCGUAUGGGGGAGACUCAGAGCAAUCCGCAUUGCUUGAAGAAUGGUUGGAUGUGGCUGUGCAAUGUACUCAAUAUGGAUCCUCUGCCCGAUAUUUGUGCCACAGUUCUCCUGGAGGUGCUGCAAAUUGUCGGGGAUGAGAUGAUACGUGUCUACGGUAGGCAGUUUCUGAAGCUGAUCUUUGUUAUUCACAAUCAGUAUUUGCCAAAGCUGAAACUCGUCGAUGAGGGAGGGCCACGCGUGCGUCUUGAAGUUCUCCUAGCCAAAGUCAUGAAGGAGGGCAAAUUUGAUCAACCUGAAGGGGUGCUCCAUCCGAACUUUUGGUGAUUUUCCGGAAUUCUUUUUUGACAAAAAUGUAAAAAUUCACGAUGUUUUCUGUAUUAUAUGUUUAAGCCACGCAAAAUAAAAUUAAUGAAGUUUUUUCUUAA
Lutzomyia longipalpis is the source of this 2188-nucleotide messenger RNA. Its product is annotated as mRNA export factor Gle1-like. The transcript has 3 exons. Gene Ontology annotation, cellular component: cytoplasm; nuclear pore cytoplasmic filaments; nuclear pore. Gene Ontology annotation, biological process: regulation of translational initiation; regulation of translational termination; poly(A)+ mRNA export from nucleus. Gene Ontology annotation, molecular function: inositol hexakisphosphate binding; translation initiation factor binding; phospholipid binding. Bases 186 to 2087 code for a protein of 633 amino acids. NCBI's taxonomy places the organism in Eukaryota, Metazoa, Arthropoda, Insecta, Diptera, Psychodidae. The record is from RefSeq and is a predicted model, not a curated record.